GGUUUUUACGGUCUGCCUUACAUCAGCAAUGAUAUAUAAGACGUGAUAUUUAAGCGAUUAUCCGCCUGACGGGAAAUAGUAGAGUUCUCUUGCCAGUUAGUGAGCAGCUUCGCAUAUUAGGGGAAGGAAACGCUGAAGUACAAAUAAAGCUUUGUCUCGUGUAUUUUUGUUUAGUAACAAUUUUUCUGACAGGCUGUGCCAUUUCUGACAGAAAGCCUGGUUAUUCAUUCAUUCACCAUUUUCAAUGGCCACUGCCGGGGGAGAAAAGAAAGGAAAGGCCAGAAAGUGGGUGUUCUUUUUAAUGAUGCCUGCUGCUUAUGCAGAAUAAUUUGAUCUGACAGCUCUAUAAUCACUGGGGACAAGUUUACAAAAUCAUACAAAAGAGAGGGGAUGCCUUCCCCUUAGCGUUGGAGAUGGGACCCCGUACACACGGACGGCUGUGCCACGGAGAACAAAAAACAAUGGCCUUUCCACAAGUGUCAUUGUCACACUGAGCUGAACACAAACCCUCUACUGUAAAAUCACAGAAUGUUCUUCCCACUGGAAUACUCUAAGCAUGCCUCACAGGACCGUUGAUUGAUCUGCCCUUUUGAAGUUUUAUAUCAUUCUGGAGUCGGUGCUCUUAACCUGGAUCCUGGACUGCCGGUACCGCGUGUGAGAGAGAUGCGACAGUGGAGCCGGUCCAGGCUGGUUCUGGCUGGGCGGGACCGGGGCCUGCGGGCCCGAGUGGGCCAGGUGAAGAAAAGGCUGUGCCUGGGGAACGCCCGCCACAUGGGCCUCGGCCUGGAGCUGGACCUGGAGCCCGGGGUCUGGCUUCGGAGCUUCCAACUCCUGGACACGGAACGUCCCAGUCCGGAUCCCGUGCAGGAGUGGGGGGAGGAGGUGGAGGACGGGGUGGUGUACGGGAUAACCCUGCGGCGGGAGGCGGUUCAGGACCCCCCCGGCCCCGUCCCGGCCGCCGCCCAGCCGUCCCGGGCCUUCGUGCAGUACCGCACCUGCAGGCUGCGGCGGCUGAAGGCCGCCACCCUCAACCAGCUGAUCACUCACCUGCUGGACCCCGCCCGUCCCGAGCCCGACUUCGCCCGCAUCUUCCUGUCCACGUACCGCGCGUUCUCCGACACCCGCACGCUCAUCGAGCUCCUCUUCCAGAGGGAUGACAUGGUGUCUGAGCUGGACAACAGCGAAUGCCAAAAAAGUGCCCUGAUGCCCCUGAUCCGGACCUGGCUGGAUGAGUACAGCGAGGACUUCUGGGAGCCCCCCCAGCACCGCCCCCUGCGGCUGCUGUCGGCCCACCUGCACCACCGGCCCUGCUUUCGGCGCCUGGCCCAGCGCACCUCCGCCCUGCUGAAGAAGUUCCAGAGCGAAGAGUACAGACCUGCUGGCCUGAUUACUGCAGUACAGAAGCCAGCAGUGCCGGGGGAAGAGGAGGGGACUAGAGAGGAAGGGCCCGUGUGGGAGACCAGCGAGGAGCUGGGAGACUUUAUGCACUUCCCUGUCCGAGACAUCGCAGAGGAGCUCACGCGAUUGGAUGCGGGACUCUUUGUGAAAGUGGUCCCGUUCCAGUGUCUGGGCUGCGUGUGGUCUCAGCGGGACAAGAAGGAGAGCCGAAACCUGGCCCCCUCUGUCCGCGCCACCAUCGCCCAGUUCAACGCCGUCACCAACCGGGUCAUCACCUCGCUGCUGCUCUGCCACGCCCCGCCCGCCUCCCCCCCCGACCACCGGCGCCAGCCCACCGGCCCCGCCCGCAGGGCCCGCAUCGUCGAGAGGUGGAUCGGCGUGGCGCAGGAGUGCCGGCAGCUGAGGAACCUCUCCUCGCUCCGGGCCAUCCUCUCGGCCCUGCAGUCCAACGCCGUCUACAGGCUGAAGAAGACCUGGGCCGCCGUCAGCAGGGAGUGUGUGGCUAUCUUUGAGAACCUGUGUGAGACCUUCCCGGAUGAGAACUGCGUCCUGACCAGCAGGGAGAUCCUGGUGGAGGAUGGGAACCGGCACACUGAGGACUCGUCCACCCCCAGGCCUCCCAAUCUCUGCACCCUCCCCCGACAGAUGAAUGGCGCUGCUGGCGUUGUCCCAUACCUGGGCACCUACCUGACUGUUCUGACCAUGCUGGACACGGCACUGCCUGACACUGUUGGGGGUGGCCUCAUGAACUUUGAGAAGCGGAGAAGGGAGUUUGAGAUUCUGUCGCAGAUCCGUCAGCUCAAGCAGGCCUGCUCCCAGUACAGUCUACCCCACCACCCCAACAUCGCCCCCUGGCUGCAGGAGAACAGACUGCUCACUGACCAGGAAAGCUAUGAGCUGUCCCGGGAGCUGGAGCCCCCUGUCGACCCCUGUCCCACGUCCCUCGGCAUCUGGAACCACCUCCUGAGUUCCAAAAAACUUGCCUCAUUUUUGACUUCGAGUGAGGGAUCGGGGCGGAAGCUGCAUGCCGACCAGAUCAGCGUGUCGUCCUCCGGAUCCAGCGGAUCCGAAAUGGAGGACCUCGCCUCUCCCCAGUCCUCCCCCUUCAGACUCAAACUGAAGUCUCUCUCCAGGUCCUGUCAGGACGUGGCCGAGGCCUUCCCCGGCUCCUCGUCUUCCUCGCCCGCCCCCGCCUCCGAAACCUGCUCCUCCCCCUCCUGCUCCUCCUCGAACUCCCAGCCCGACCUUUCGUCGUCCGCCUCCCUCUGCGCCCCGAGCCCCGGGGCCUGCCCGCCCGGGCAGCACCAGCGAUCCGUGUCCAUGGUCUCGCUGCCCGUCUACAACAAGCAGGUGGACGACUCCUGCAUCGUCAGGGUCAGCGUGGAGAGCAGCAACACCGGCAACGUCUACAAGAGCAUCCUGCUGACCAGCCAGGACAAGACCGCGCAGGUGAUCCAGAGGGCCCUGGAGAAGCACAGCCUGGAGGGGGAGCGCUGCCAGGACUUCACCCUCAGCCAGGUGCUGUCCCGGGACAGAGAGCUUCGUAUUCCCGAAAAGGCCAACGUGUUCUACGCCAUGUCCACGUCCGCCAACUACGACUUCAUCUUGCGCCAGAAAUGGAGAGGCAACUGCAGACCCCUGGGAUCUUCCUCCAGCUUAGGGUCUCUGACAGGAAUGCGCCACGCCACCUCUGGUCUGGAGGAUUUACUGCACCCGAAAAGAGGAAAAUGACUCAAUUGUUCAAACUGAAUUUGGCACGCAAGACAUUGGAAUGGCGUCUCUUUUGAAAUGUAGCUUGUGUUAUAUUCAAAUGAAUAUACACGUGACCAUAGUCAAAACAGCCAGAGGGCCUCAGUGGCCUUUUUAAUUUCACAAUGAAGCUGCUGACUACGAACUAUUCAUGGGUCUACAUGGGACUACCUACAUUUAUGCUACCCUGGACUUAACUGUUUUUUUUUUUUUCAUUUUGAAUGAAUUUAAGAUAUGGAAGGAAAGCUAAGAAGCACUUUAUGAAGAGUCCGAGUAAGUAGACGCAAGAUUCAGAAUACCUGUGAAGAUGUGAAAUGCUGGGAUGUCAGCUGGAGACUUCAGAAUGGAACUGUGGUCUGGGUGACGCCAGUCAUUUAUGUGGAAGCCUUUUUUUUUUUUGGCUUUCUAGUCUGAACUCUAGUCUUACGUGUUGAACAGUUUGUGCUAAAAGGACACGUUGGCUCAGACGACAAAGUCCACCCGGACCACAAAUAAGCAAGUUGUAGCACAUGAACAUAUUGCUCGCUUUAUCACUCCACUGUAGUUGUUCAAGUAAUUGUGCAUGCAGUGUCUGGCUCUGAAAGCCCUCUCCUCCAACCUGUUAUCUGAAUAAGCAGCAGAAAGUGUAAAUGGCCCAAAAAUACAUGCCUCUGCCGUUGAACCCGAAGCUGACGGUGGCAGGAAGGAGAACCUCAGAACGUGAGAAUUUUAGAAACCGGGUUUCUUCUCCAUUCCUGGAUUUUUCAGUAAUGAGAGAGCGGAGGUGCAAACGGCAGACAGGUGGUCCCCGGGAUGGAUACUGCAUUAGUGUCGCCUGUGCCACAGAAGCUUCUGAACUGGAGGGAACGAACAGAGGGGGAAAGCGGCCAGAAACGGUGCCCGUUGGGACCCCAGGUGUGGGCAUGGCGACGCGCGUGCGCGCGACUGGAGAAAGCAUGCCACCUGUCCGGCUGAGUAACAUUCCGCAGAUGCCAGGAGAGUGCUGCGUUAUGUAACGCAAGCGCUGCUGUGCGUGCCAACGACGAGAACGUCGCGAGCAGUGAGAACGGCUGCAGGCCUGGGUCAGAGGAGACAGUGUUAGUGGUUUUUUGAAGGAUUUUGAAGUUUACCUUUUUAGUGGUCUGUUCUGUGACACGGCGUGCCCCAUUGUUUCAGUGACUGACACCGAGCUGAAUGAAGGGAGGUUUGUAGAUUAAGAUAAAGAUCUCUGAAUGCCUUGUGACCCAUAGCAAUGCUCAUGGGCAAACUGUGUAUGUGUGUGUGUGUGUGUGUGUGUGUGAGAGAAUGUGUGUGUGUGUGUGUGUGUGUGUGUGUGGGGAGGGUGAAGGGGUCCAUUUGAAUUUCAAGGAUAUAGACUCUAUGUGAACAAGAAGUUAACAUUUACAUUUUUGUCUUUUGUGUAUUUAAUGGAUCUGCAGUUUUCUUUUGUCUUUUAUACGUUUGUUUGACAGAAAUACUUUCUGUGGAAGUGCAGAGUGUUUCUCUGCUUCCCCCCUUGUGGCCAUUUAUUGCUUUCUGAGGUAUGGGUAGGUGUGUGAAGAAGCAAUUUUUUUUUUUAAAGAAUUAUAGAACAAAUUCUUUUAAAAGGGAAUUAGAACCAAUCCAGUUCAUGUUUCUGGAGAAAAGCCACAGAACUUCAUGGCGUGCCAGUGUUGGAGUGUGUUUGCGAAUGCGGAAGUUUGGGAUUAGUUGGAGAUUUGGACAGUGAUAUGUCAUUGAUCGUGGGACUUCUAUCAGAUGGACCGACUGUGGAAUUACUGUGAAGCAGAAGCUAUUUCCCAGUGGGUCCUGUGAAAAUAGCACCUUCUCCAGCCAAGAACUGCGUUGUGAAUUGGAUGAAAGUUUCUCAGAAAAAUAGAAAUUGCACGAUAUGUGUUAUGUGUUAGAGUCUUCUUGCACACUGUCUUUUUUAUGUAACUGUCUGUUUUAUCUUUAGAUGUUUGAGCACUUUUAACAUGCUGUAUUUAUGGAAAAUUAUUAAUAAAAAUGUAUCAGUGCACUGUU
Molecule: messenger RNA, 5151 nt
Organism: Anguilla anguilla (European eel)
Lineage: Eukaryota; Metazoa; Chordata; Actinopteri; Anguilliformes; Anguillidae
Gene: rgl3a
Product: ral guanine nucleotide dissociation stimulator-like 3a
Exons: 19
Coding region: 664-3129 (821 amino acids)
Biological process (GO): Ras protein signal transduction; positive regulation of GTPase activity
Cellular component (GO): plasma membrane
Molecular function (GO): guanyl-nucleotide exchange factor activity
Source: RefSeq, a predicted model, not a curated record